AUGCUUCAGGAGAAGGUGAUCGUCGGAGCGGCUUCCGUCUGUUCCCUAAUCGCUAUCGGUGCUUGUCUAGUCGUACUACCGUCGUUGUACUACGAAAUCAAUGAAGUACAUGAUCAGGUACUUGACUCAGUGGCGGUGUUCCGUAUGGAGACGGACUCGGCAUGGAUCGACAUGAUGGACAUCCAGAUUGCCGUCACUCCACCGUCGAAACCUCGUCAGAAUCCGUUAGACUCCAUAUUCCGUCGAAAACGACAGAACUUUGGUAGCUUGCCUCCCUGGUGUCAAUGUGAACCGACACCACCCAGAUGCCCACCGGGACCACCGGGCCCACCCGGACCACCUGGUAUGCCCGGUACGCCUGGACAACGAGGGCCUCCUGGACGGGAUAACACUCAAGUCUACGCUCCAAUCACCUGCCCACCAAUCAGUCGAGAUUGCGUGCGUUGCCCAGCAGGACCACCAGGGCCUGCAGGACCUUUGGGAGCAAUGGGUCGGCCAGGACCACCUGGUCGUCCUGGACCACCUGGAACACGUGGCAAGAACGGUCUCCCCGGACCUCCAGGACCGGCAGGCAACAAAGGCAUGCCAGGAUCACCAGGUCGCCCGGGAGGACCAGGAAAGCCAGGCCGCGAUGGUCAACGCGGACGCGGCAAACCCGGUUCACCCGGUCCACCUGGACGACCCGGUAUGCAGGGAAGACCCGGAGGCCGAGGAAACGACGGUCGACCAGGAAGCAUGGGACGACCUGGUCCACAAGGACAACCGGGAAUGCGUGGCUCUCCUGGACAACAAGGGCGACCUGGACAGCCUGGAGCGCCAGGUCUACCUGGCAACGACGCUGCCUAUUGCCCAUGCCCGCCGAGAAACAGCGUCUACACGACGAACCGAGUUGUCAGUCGACAAUAG
This is a messenger RNA of Cooperia oncophora, 906 nucleotides long. NCBI's taxonomy places the organism in Eukaryota, Metazoa, Nematoda, Chromadorea, Rhabditida, Trichostrongylidae. The record is from the annotation of a GenBank genome assembly.